Cadophora gregata is the source of this 939-nucleotide messenger RNA. RefSeq lists its product as uncharacterized. The transcript has 2 exons. Gene Ontology annotation, molecular function: methionine adenosyltransferase regulator activity. The record is from RefSeq and is a predicted model, not a curated record. Gene Ontology annotation, biological process: S-adenosylmethionine biosynthetic process. NCBI's taxonomy places the organism in Eukaryota, Fungi, Ascomycota, Leotiomycetes, Helotiales, Ploettnerulaceae. Bases 1 to 939 code for a protein of 312 amino acids. Gene Ontology annotation, cellular component: methionine adenosyltransferase complex.
AUGUCUUCCGAGAACAUUUUCUUGAUCUGGGGUGGUGAGGGAUGGGUCGCCGGCCACCUGAAGACUCUCCUUGAGAGCCAGGGUAAGCAAGCUCCCACAGGCACUACAAUUGAUUCGCAGAAGCUCACUAUCAAGACAGGAAAGAAGGUUUUCACGACUACCGUUCGCAUGCAAAACAGAGAAGCCGUCAUCGCCGAGAUCGAGAAGUACAAGCCAACCCACAUUCUCAACGCUGCAGGGUCAACUGGCCGUCCCAAUGUCGACUGGUGUGAAGACCACAAGGAGGAGACCAUCAGAAACAACGUUAUUGGUACCAUCAAUUUGGCUGAUGUUGCCUAUGAGAAGGGAAUCCACGUCACUGUAUUUGCUACCGGCUGUAUUUACCUCUACGAUGAGACCCAUCCAAUUGGCGGCCCGGGAUACAAGGAGACUGACAAGGCCAACUUUGCUGGAUCUUUCUACUCCGAGACCAAGGCAUACGUUGAGCAGAUUAUGAAGCACUACUCCAAUGUUCUCAUUCUCAGACUCCGCAUGCCAGUCAGCGACGACCUCCACUCCCGUAACUUCGUUACCAAGAUCGCCAAGUACGAUCGUGUCGUUGAUAUCCCCAACUCCAACACCAUCCUCCACGAUCUCCUCCCGGCCGCAGUUUUGAUGGCCGAGCACAAGGAUACUGGAAUCUACAACUUCACCAACCCAGGUGCCAUCUCCCACAACGAGGUCCUCUCCCUGUUCAAGGAGUUCGUUCGCCCAGAAUUCACCUGGAAGAACUUCACAUUGGAAGAGCAAGCAAAGGUUAUCAAGGCUGGACGAAGCAACUGCGAGUUGGAUACUACCAAGUUGGUCAACAAGCUCGCAGAGUACAACUUCAAGGUGCCAGAGAUCCAUGAGGCUUACAAGGGCUGCUUCCAGCGCAUGGCCAAGGCUGGUGUCAAAUAG